Messenger RNA from Mesitornis unicolor (brown roatelo), 860 nucleotides. RefSeq names its product FSHD region gene 1 (gene FRG1). The record is from RefSeq and is a predicted model, not a curated record. Lineage: Eukaryota; Metazoa; Chordata; Aves; Mesitornithiformes; Mesitornithidae. The coding region runs from base 1 to 771 and encodes 256 amino acids. Gene Ontology annotation, cellular component: catalytic step 2 spliceosome; nucleolus; striated muscle dense body. Gene Ontology annotation, molecular function: actin filament binding. The transcript has 9 exons.
AUGGCGGAGUAUUCCUGCGUUAAAUCCACCAAACUUGUCCUCAAAGGGGCAAAAGAGAAAAGCAAGAAAAAGCACAAGGAGAAGAAAAGGAAAAGAGAAGAGGAUGCGGUUGAGCAACUUGAUAUUGUCGGAAACUGGUGGGCUAUCAGUAAUUUUGGUGAAAUUACAGGAACUAUAGCUAUAGAAAUGGAUAAAGGAGCUUAUAUCCAUGCCCUCGACAAUGGCUUGUUUACGCUUGGAGCACCGCAUAAAGAUGAUGAAGGCCCUAGUCCUCCUGAACAGUUUACAGCAAUAAAGUUGUCUGAUACAAGGAUUGCUCUGAAGUCUGGUUAUGGCAAAUACCUUGGUAUAAAUUCAGAUGGACUUGUUGUUGGACGUUCAGAUGCAAUAGGAUCAAGAGAGCAAUGGGAACCUGUCUUCCAAGAUAGGAAAAUGGCAUUACUAGCAGCAAAUAGCUGUUUUAUUAGAUGUAAUGAAGAUGGAGACAUAGAAGCCAAAAGCAAAACUGCCGGGGAAGAAGAAAUGAUAAAGAUUCGUACUUGUGCUGAAAGAGAAGCUAAGAAGAAGGAUGAUGUUCCUCAAGAAGACAAAGGAAAUGUUAAACAGUGUGAAAUCAAUUAUGUAAAGAAAUUCCAGAGUUUUCAAGACAAAAAGCUUAAAAUAAGCAAAGAAGAUACAAAAGCCCUCAGAAAAGCCAGGAAAGAAGGCACCUUUCAUGAAAUGCUACUUGACAGGAGAGCAAAAGUGAAAGCAGAUAGAUACUGCAAGUGACAACCAGCUGGUCCACUUUCUUCCGCAUCUUUGAUGACAGGGUCAAAUUGAAAACAAGAGUAAAAUGUUCUAUAUUUUUUAUUGAAGGC